AUGCCACAGUUAGAUUUCGAAGCGUUAGUUUCCGCCUUAUCCGGCGUCGCCACCGACCAUAAAAUCGCAUGCGAACCAACGGAAGAAUCACAACCAGAUCAUCAUCCCGACUCACCACCGCCUGAAUCGUUUUGGCUCUCCAACGAGGCGGAAUUCGACUGGUUUGACAGAAACGCCGUCUACGAACGAAACGAAUCAACCAAAGGAAGUUCAAUUUCUCAAAACCUAAACCCUAGUUCAGCCUCAAACUCGCAGCGAUUCUCCAAGAACAUGAAGAAAUCCAAGGCUACGAUAAUUGGAUUGCCCAAAUCUCAGAAAGCGUCUUUCGCUGAAGUUAGGUGCCGGCGGAAUCAUCGGCCGGGAAACAACACAAGGUUGUUUCCGAAACGAAGUGCGUCGACCGGAGGAAAAUCUGAUUCUAUUGUUUUGGAGCCUUCGUCUCCGAAGGUUUCAUGCAUAGGAAGAGUCAGAUCCAAACGGAGUUGUAACCGCCGGUUGAGAACUCGUCAGAGGUCGAUCUCCUCCACCACCACCUCCGUCACCGUCGUUAGACAAAAAUCUUCGCGUAGUCAAAGAAAGAAGAAAACCGGUUUCAUCCAAAGCGUUUGUUCAAUUUUCCGAAGCCACCGGAGUGGAAAAUCAGCACAGAAAAUUGAUCUUGAUCUUGAUCUUCCACCGGGAGAUUCUUCCUCAAGAAAGAAGAUACUGAACCGAACCGAGGCGUCGUUUGAAGAAUCGGUUCACAGUGAACCUCCCGGUUUGGGUUCAAUGAACCGGUUUGUCUCAGGGAGGCGGUCCGAGUCAUGGGGAGUAGGUGACUCAGAAAUCAACUCUUCACAUUAG
Molecule: messenger RNA, 843 nt
Organism: Vicia faba (fava bean)
Lineage: Eukaryota; Viridiplantae; Streptophyta; Magnoliopsida; Fabales; Fabaceae
Source: the annotation of a GenBank genome assembly